Messenger RNA from Angiostrongylus costaricensis, 567 nucleotides. The record is from the annotation of a GenBank genome assembly. Lineage: Eukaryota; Metazoa; Nematoda; Chromadorea; Rhabditida; Metastrongylidae.
AUGUGCGACGUUCGUGCUGAGAAGUCUGGUAUCGCUCUGGAGGCACAGCAGAAAAUCCAUGGAAAGUAUGAUCCGGAACUCGCCUCACACAUUCUUCAGUGGGUACAGUCAGUUACUGGCGAAGAUUUUAACACGGAUGGAAACAUUGACAAUUUUUGUUCUUUGUUUAAAGAUGGAACACUGCUGUGUCGCUUGGCAAAUAGUCUCAAGCCAGGUGCCGUGAAUAAAGUUAAUCAAUCAGCAAUGGCUUUCAAGCAGAUGGAGAACAUCGCAUUUUUUCUUGCGUUUGCGCAGAACUACAUUGCGAAGUCUGAACUUUUCCAGACUGUUGACUUGUAUGAGGGGCAAGAUCCGAAUGCAGUGCUCAUUUGCUUGUCUUCUCUAGCCCGAAAAAGUGAGAAAGCAUUUGGGAAACCUGGUAUUGGCCCGAAGGAAUCUGAAGGAGAGAAAAGAGCGUGGACGGAAGAGCAGUUGAAAGCCGGUCAAGGCGUGAUCGGGUUGCAGAUGGGUAGCAACAAGGGCGCGACGGCAAGUGGUCUGAACUUUGGGAACACUAGGCAUAUGUAG